GCAAUUUUACGUCAAGACGUUCCUUGGUUCGAAAAACAAACUUCCGGUGGCCUAGUUCACAAGCUGUCAGAAAAUGUUGACAUCAUUCAAAACGGCAUCGGGACGAAAUUUGGCGAUUUUGUUCAAAAUAUCAGUGGAUUUUUAACCGGUCUCAUUAUUGCAUUUGCUGUUGGUUGGAAGCUUUCUUUGGUCGCAUUUGCGAUGCUUCCGCUGGUUGCAAUCGCGUUUGCCCUGUUCGGGUUUCUAAUGAAAAUACUAACACUGAAAGAAGUGGAAGCUUACAGUCGGGCCGGGGGGAUUGCCAAUGAGGUGUUAUCAGCCAUCCGCACCGUGGUCGCAUUUGGGGGCGAAGAAAAAGAAUACAACCGCUACUCCGCAGAGUUAACGACCGCUCAAAAGCAAGGAGUUAAAAAAUCGAUGGCGGUUGGAGGAGUAUUGGGGGCGAGAUGGCCCAUGUGGUUGGAGCGCGAAUUUACUGACCGGAAGGUUCGUGGUUCGAACCCGACCUCCGCCUCUCGAUUUCCUCUGUCUAGGCUUGGGCAACCUGGCAGUAUCCCAGCCCUCGUGCAACCUCGGGGAGGCGUGACAGUCGUAUUGAUCAAAUACCAACGAAUACCACAGGCGGGCACCUGUGGUAGCACCACCUGUUUUCUGAUGGGCUUGAUUGGUCUGACCUUGUUCACCUCAGCUGCGGUCGUUUUUUGGUAUGGAGUGGAGCUGAUGUUAACAGCGGAAUACACGGGCGGAACGGUUGUUGCGGUCUGUGCUUCGAAACCGACCUUUGCCUAUCGACUUCCGCUGUAUAGGCUCGGGCGACCUGGAAGUAUCCCAGCCCCGGUGUUUCCUUUGGGUGGCAUGACAGUAUUUUUCAACGUCAUUCUGGGAAGCAUUUACCUGGGAAACGCUCUUCCGGCACUUCAUUACUUCCUAAUGGCAACGGCAGCUGCGAGAGACGUGUAUGAUACUAUAGAACGUAUUGCUGAAAGCUCUUUGACAACCGACUACCGGUUUCGCCCCUCUUGCGGCUCAUCAGGUAGACAUAAUCCCCGUAUUUCGAUCAAGCGUACGUCCCACUUGAACCCGAAUUGCACGAAAUUAGCGAAGGACACUCAUAUCCCUUCGAUUGAUAAAAACUUCGUUGGAACUCUUUCCAAGGAUUUUCAUGGAAAUAUUGAUUUUCAAGAUGUCAAAUUUGUCUAUCCAACGCGUCCUGAUACUAUAGUCCUACAGGAGUUCAAUAUGAAUCUUCGGAAAGGUCAAACGGUGGCCCUUGUUGGUCCAAGUGGCUCUGGGAAGAGCACGGUUGUACAUAUGCUGCAACGUUUUUACGAGCCAAUAGAGGGACGGAUAGUUGUUGAAGGAACCGAUAUCCGUGAUCUGGAUCUGAAAGCAUUUCGCUCUCAGCAAGGGUUCGUUCAACAGGAACCUGUACUCUUCGAGGGUACGGUGGCGGAAAAUAUCCGAAUGGGUAAACUGGACGCCGAUCAAGCGGAAAUUGAAGAGGCCGCCAGACUGGCAAAUGCCCACGACUUUAUACUCAGUCUUCCAGAGGUAGGCACGCUUUGUGUUGACUGUGAAUCUUUUUCCAGUUUCAUUCAAAAACUCAGCUGCGCUGCUACGAAUCUACCUGUCAAGUCCUAUGCAAUCAUUAGUCUAUGUACAAGUUCGUUAAACUUUGGUUACAAUACAGUGGUUGGUGAACGUGGCACUGGCAUGUCCGGCGGUCAGAAACAACGCAUUGCCAUUGCAAGAGCAUUGAUCCGAAAACCAAGACUUCUACUCUUAGAUGAGGCAACCUCAGCAUUGGACACAAACUCCGAGCGUAUUGUUCAAGCGGCUUUGGACAAAGCCAGUUCAGGACGCACUGUUGUAAUGGUCGCACAUAGGCUGACAACGGUGCGCAAUGCCGACCUGAUCUUGGUGCUGGAAAACGGCCGAAUACGUGAAGCAGGAACACAUGAUCAACUAACCGCUUUAGAUGGCCUUUAUUCAGCUAUGCUACUGAAUCAAGUGAGAAAAUACUUAUUCUCAGACAUCAGUCCCCUAAUGUUUUUAACCACUUGA
Opisthorchis viverrini is the source of this 2064-nucleotide messenger RNA. RefSeq lists its product as hypothetical. The transcript is spliced from 11 exons. Gene Ontology annotation, biological process: transmembrane transport. Gene Ontology annotation, molecular function: ABC-type transporter activity; ATP hydrolysis activity; ATP binding. The annotation marks the transcript as partial. NCBI's taxonomy places the organism in Eukaryota, Metazoa, Platyhelminthes, Trematoda, Opisthorchiida, Opisthorchiidae. The record is from RefSeq and is a predicted model, not a curated record. Gene Ontology annotation, cellular component: membrane.